AAACUGACAGAAGCAACAUACCAAAGCAGCUGAAGGAAAAACAAAGCAAUAUCUCAGCAGUAUUGGCGAUUAUACAUGCGGCAGUUAUUUUGCUAGUUUCUUCAAAGACUUUACGAAUAUACAUAUAUAUAAAUUGUGAAUGUGUUUAGUGUAAUCGAUUGGAAUAUAGCUUUGCUCGAUCUAGAACGAUGCAAAACUAUGAACACACGAUCGAGGAAUUGACGCAACUGGCGCAGGAUAAGAUCGACCUCGGGGAAAAGCUGCUCAAAAGUCUUUCUCAACGCAACACCAUCGAAGGAGUGAAGAAAAUUCAGAAGAAAAUCAGCCAAGAGCUUAAAUUUCUCAACCGAGUGAAAGCGAAUCGAACAGUCACUAUCAAUCACAUUCUUUGCAGCAACCUGACCCAUUUCGGCUGUCUUGUGGAUUGCUUGUUAGAGAGUGCGAACGUAAAACAUGUCGACUAUCCCCUUCCGGUCGAGGAUCGUGCAUGUCCACUGCGGGUGGAUAUCGUUUGCGACGGUGGCGCUACAUGGAUCAAGGUGAUUGCCCGCAAUCCCAAAUCGCUCAGCGAUGCAGUUUACGGUCGCACAAGCUACGGCUCGAAAUCAAUACUGGAGCAGGCGGAAGAGUACGUUCAGGCGGCCUGCCACUUUCCUUACAUGUUCCGGCCGCCGACGGUUGUGUUUCGCUUUCUCAGCAAGCUUGAAGGCGAGCUGGUCGAAGAACUACAGCGAAUCGGAGUGCGCGUGGUGAUCCUUGCGGAAGAAGCAUGCGAUAACACUCGUCAAGAGGGAGGAAUCCAAACGGCUUGCUCGUCCGCUUCCUCUAUCUCGGAAUGCAAUCCAAAGGACGAAAUAAACCUGUUAAAUGUAGACGUUACCACACUAAUAGCAUACUGCAGCGCAAUGACCAAUGGAUCAGCUAGUUGGGAGUUCAAGCAACCACUGCUAUCGGAACAGGCUCGCUGGGAACGGGAUAAACCAGUGAAACCGGUGCUCGAGCGAUUGUUUGAGGGCAAGCGGCUGAUCUGCUGUCAAACGGCGUACGAUUCGUUCAACGACAUCCUAUCGAUAUUGGGCGGUGAGCAGGAAAAGGCACGUGCCAAGGAGCUGUUUAAUCGCGUACAUGUCCUGCCUGAUGUGGCACUGGAGCAAGCGCCGAAGGAGCUGCAAGCAUUGAAGCUGGGCGGUAAGAUACGUCCGCGUAGUUUGCAAGUAUUCGCCUUUGGACUGUCUCAUCGUGCCGUGACGGUUACGUCAAACGAAGGAUUUACGCGUGCAGCAAAAAUGCAGGGUCUCGAGGUCCCCGUCUUUUUGCAUGAUGCUAGGGCCCUUACGGAGGAUAAGGAAAAAACUGCUAAACCACUGCCAGAGUGACUUUAAAAUGUGUACAACCGCUCCGCGUCACGACACGUUUAGUAAUUCAAAAUUAACUUAUCGACCAUCCGAGUAAAAGUCAAACAGUCAAUAAUAAAUAUGGAAGUCUUAUUUUACAAA
Anopheles merus is the source of this 1496-nucleotide messenger RNA. Its product is annotated as UPF0415 protein C7orf25 homolog. The record is from RefSeq and is a predicted model, not a curated record. The transcript has a single exon. Lineage: Eukaryota; Metazoa; Arthropoda; Insecta; Diptera; Culicidae. The coding region runs from base 189 to 1376 and encodes 395 amino acids.